GAAACUGAUCUGCAAAAUCUCAAAUCCCUUUUCUGCAACAUCCACUGUACAAACUAACAGCUAAUAAAACACAUCCCGCAACCGUAUCCAAUAUAAAAACAUAGUAACAGUCAAAUAAUAAAUCAGCAUUCUCCAUUUUUCAAUUCAAAGCUGAAAUGCUGUAAAAAAAAAAAAAAAAACAGUCAUGAAAACCCUAGCCCUAUCUCAUCACCGACCGGUUGCCCCCGUUUCCGGUCACCGGUCAUCCAUUUUUUCCGGUCAACUCGCCACGUCAGCAUCCACGUCACUCUCUUUCUCCAGGUCAUCCCGUGUAGGUGCUGCCCGAAUUCGGGUUCUCAACUGCUCCGCCGCCAUUUCUCCUCCUUCAUUAGGUUGUGCAGUGGACGAUUCAGUGAAGUUCAAGGAGGCUGCGAAGAAUGGGAAUUUGAUCCCCCUCUACAGGUCUAUAUUCUCCGAUCACUUAACCCCAGUCCUCGCUUACCGUUGUUUGGUGAAGGAAGAUGAUAGGGAAGCUCCAAGCUUCUUGUUCGAGUCCGUAGAGCCUGGUUUGAAAGUUUCUAAUGUUGGUCGAUACAGUGUGAUUGGGGCUCAGCCGACAAUGGAAAUUGUUGCAAAAGAGAACAUGGUGACAAUUAUGGAUCACCCCAAAGGAAGGAGAACGGAGGAAUUUGUGGAAGAUCCAAUGACCAUUCCUCGUAGGAUUAUGGAAAAAUGGAAACCUCAAUGCAUAGAUGAGCUUCCUGAGGCAUUUUGUGGAGGUUGGGUUGGUUACUUCUCAUAUGAUACAGUGCGCUACGUAGAAAAAAAGAAGCUUCCUUUCUCAAAUGCUCCCCUGGAUGAUAGGAAUCUUCCUGAUCUUCAUCUAGGUCUUUAUGAUGAUGUAAUUGUGUUUGAUCAUGUGGAAAAGAAAGCAUUUGUCAUACAUUGGGUGCGGUUAGAUCGGUUUGCUUCAGUAGAGGAGGCCUACAAUGAUGGUAUGACCAGAUUAGAAGCAUUGAUGUCUAGAGUACAUGAUAUUGUACCCCCUAGGUUGGCUUCAGGAUCGAUAAAACUUCAUACUAGCCUAUUUGGUACUUCAUUGAAAAACUCGACCAUGACAAACGAAGACUACCAGAACGCUGUUUUAAAGGCCAAGGAGCAUAUCCUGGCUGGGGACAUUUUCCAAAUUGUUCUUAGCCAACGUUUUGAAAGACGAACAUUUGCAGACCCAUUUGAAGUAUACAGAGCACUAAGAAUUGUAAACCCAAGCCCUUAUAUGACUUAUCUACAGGCUAGGGGGUGUAUUCUUGUUGCUUCUAGUCCAGAAAUUCUUACUCGAGUGAAGAAGAAAACAGUUACUAAUCGACCCCUAGCAGGGACUAUUAGGAGAGGUAAGACACCUAAGGAAGAUUAUAUGUUGGAAAAGCAACUUUUGAACGACGAGAAACAGUGUGCAGAGCAUAUAAUGCUGGUUGACUUGGGAAGAAAUGAUGUUGGAAAGGUCUCUAAACCUGGUUCGGUGAAAGUUGAGAAACUAAUGAAUGUUGAACGGUAUUCCCAUGUCAUGCACAUCAGCUCCACGGUGACUGGAGAGUUACUUGACCAUUUGACUAGCUGGGAUGCUCUGCGUGCAGCGCUUCCUGUUGGAACCGUUAGUGGAGCGCCUAAGGUGAAAGCCAUGGAGCUAAUUGAUCAGCUGGAAGUUACAAGGCGCGGACCAUACAGUGGUGGAUUUGGAGGCAUUUCCUUUACCGGUGAAAUGGACAUUGCCUUAGCUUUGAGAACCAUUGUAUUUCCAACUGGAACGCGUUAUGACACUAUGUACUCGUACAAGGAUGCCGAUAAGCGACGAGAUUGGGUUGCUUAUCUCCAAUCUGGGGCAGGUAUAGUAGCCGAUAGUGACCCUGCCGAUGAGCAAAGGGAAUGUGAAAACAAAGCUGCAGCUCUUGGCCGUGCCAUUGAUCUUGCAGAGUCCUCAUUUGUUGACAAAUAAUAGAUUCAGUCCUAUUGUCGAAUUUUGUCUCAUAAUUUAUUUUUAUUUCUUGAUGGAUGUGGAAAAGUUUGUUUUCAGUCCGUUAUGUUGGCAAGUGACUGAAUUCCCACCAAUGUCAUUGAGUGUUGCAUAUGUUCAAUAGUGGCUUCAUCAACUGUACGAUGGUGCCACAAAGAGUCCAGAAUCGGCCUAGUUAGUUGUAGUUUUCUGGUUGCCAAUUGGUUUCAAAUUUUGGCUUUUUCAGUUC
Lycium barbarum (goji berry) is the source of this 2219-nucleotide messenger RNA. RefSeq names its product anthranilate synthase alpha subunit 2, chloroplastic-like. Gene Ontology annotation, molecular function: anthranilate synthase activity. The record is from RefSeq and is a predicted model, not a curated record. Bases 185 to 1972 code for a protein of 595 amino acids. The transcript is spliced from 11 exons. NCBI's taxonomy places the organism in Eukaryota, Viridiplantae, Streptophyta, Magnoliopsida, Solanales, Solanaceae. Gene Ontology annotation, biological process: L-tryptophan biosynthetic process.